Messenger RNA from Oncorhynchus mykiss (rainbow trout), 1388 nucleotides. The record is from RefSeq and is a predicted model, not a curated record. NCBI's taxonomy places the organism in Eukaryota, Metazoa, Chordata, Actinopteri, Salmoniformes, Salmonidae.
UCUGCCACAGGCUUUCACCUCAAAGUGUGAGCGUUAACUGGAGCCGAGGCUGGUGAGCAUGCGACUUGAGUUGUGACAUUUUCAUUUGGUACUGUGCUACAAAUAGAACAAGGGGCAUGCAGUGUUAGUCACACUUCUUGAAAAUGCCUACGAAGGGGUUGAUUUGUGAGGGUGGCGGAAGGUCAAAAAGGGAAGUGACUGCUUUAAAUCUUUACAUGUAACGAACCAAUCAUAGGAAGUUCUACUGGUCUCUGUGAACAUCUACCCCAGGAACUGUAGCCUUAUCUGUCAAUGAAUGUAUAUUUCUGAUAAGACAACAGCUCUGAAGAGAUGAACAAAUACCACUUUUGGGAGCCAGUUUGCACAGCCUUUUCCCCUCCUAUUUUCUAAUCUCCCACAGAAAUCAAUACACAACAAACAUGAUGGAUCACAACUCUUCUUGUCAUGGUGACAAGUUCCAGGUGCAUUUAUUGCCUUCAGUGUACGGUGUUGAGUUCUGCGUGGCGUUGGUUGGUAACCUGUUUGCCCUGAGACUCCUGUCUACCAGGGAUAGGAACAGCUGGCACACUGGUGUGGUGCUGUCCUGUAACCUGGCCAUCAGUGACCUGCUCUAUGUCCUCACCCUGCCCCUGCUCAUAGUCUACUACAUGCAGGACAAGAACUGGCUGUUUGGGGUGGCGGUCUGUAAGAUAGAACGCUUCCUCUUCACCUGCAACCUGUAUGUUAGCAUCUACUUCAUCAUGUGUAUCAGUGUGAACCGCUAUGUGGCCAUUGUGUAUCCCUUCUUCAGCCGGAACCAUGUGAACCCCGCCAAAGCCAAGGCUGCUAGUGUCGCCAUCUGGAUCUUUGUGACAGCCAUCUCCUCUCCUGUGUUGAAGUUUGCCUCCACAUGUCCAGAGGGAAGCAACAAAACCUGUUGUGUAUCCUACUCCUAUUGCCCCAACAGUGAUGCAGUUGCAUACUCUCACUUGUUUUACAAAGUCUUUCUGUCUGUGGUUGGGUGUUUUAUUCCCUUCCUGGUCACAUUUGCAUCAUACUGCGCAGUGUUGAGGGUGGUGUGGAGGAAUGUGAAUAUAACCUCCCUGGAGAAACGGAAGGUGGCCCUGAUGGUGUUUGCAGUGGUUGUGCUGUAUGCCAUUUCCUUUGUGCCUUAUCACCUCCUCCAGUGCUACUAUUUCUACCAGAAGGUUUACAAACUUGGCUCGGUCUGCAACUGGGAGUACAAGGCCUACCAAGUGUCCAAGGGACUGGCUACACUGAACAUGUGCAUCCAUCCACUGCUAUACAUGGCUGUGUUUGAUAACAUCAGAGUGGCCUGCUGUGGAAGGAGCUCAGCAGAUAUGGCAAUGAAUAAUACAUGAAUUAAACGAUGCUCUCUCUGCUCCUUG